CCUUGCAGACAUUAUGUUAGGGGUUUAAGAAGCUAUUCUCCCAGCAGUGUACACCACAGUAGUUACAGCUCUCCCUGCGUUUUAAUUCUUCUUCUUGCGUUCUCCCCACUCCCCUCCCCUUGCCUGGGAGUGGAUAGUGAGGGGUCAGAGAGAUUUGGGAGGCGGGGACAACCCCUUUUGGGUAAAAAAAAAAAAAAGAAAAAAAGAAAGACAAUCACGUGGAUGAGAUCAAAGGGAUGCCGCUUGGCAGAGAAGGGAGAGAAGAGAGGGGGGAAAUAAGAGAGAGCACAGAGCCAUGUAAGUGACAAAAGCGGCAAUGGUGAAAUGAUCAGCCUGAUGUGAUCCCCUCCUGCUGCUGCAGGGAUCUGCUGUCUGGGACCAGCUCUGGAUUCUAUUUUAUAUAAUCGCCUGAAGGAUCUGCUUUGAUUAUUUUUUUUUUUUGCUAAGGGAUUUUUUUAUAUUUGUAUUUUGUUGGCUGCUUGCCAGAUCAGGGGAUCCCAGAACUUCCUCCCUAGUGGAUCCAGUUGAGUGACCUCUCAGCCAUACAGAACUUGGAAAUUAUGUUCCUGUCGGUGCUGAUUCCCCAUCCUGCGAGAUGAAGGAGCCGUGGAUCCGGCGGGGUGUACCCCUGAUCUGGCUCGCUGUCCUGUUAACUGUGGGUCCCAGGCGGUCCCUGGCCAAGGAGACUGCCUUUGUGGAAGUGGUUCUGUUCGAAUCCAGUCCCAAUGGGGAUUAUAAAACUCAUACUACUGAGAUACAAGGGAGAUUUUCCCGGGCUGGAGCCACCAUCAGCGCAGAAGGGGAGAUCGUGCAGAUGCAUCCGCUGGGCCUCUGCAAUAACAACGAUGAGGAAGAUUUGUACGAAUAUGGCUGGGUUGGAGUAGUGAAGUUGGAACAGCCUGAGAUGGACCCCAAACCAUGUUUAACUGUAUUAGGAAAGGCAAAAAGAGCAGUACAGAGAGGGGCCACAGCUGUUAUCUUUGAUGUCUCAGAAAAUCCUGAUGCUGUAGAGCAGCUAAACCAAGGCACAGAAGAAGCGUUGAAAAGACCUGUUGUAUAUGUGAAAGGAGUCGAUGCUAUCAAACUCAUGAAUAUUGUUAACAAGCAGAAAGUUGCACGAGCACGAAUUCAGCAUCGACCUCCUCGGCAACCGACCGAAUAUUUUGAUAUGGGCAUUUUCCUGGCCUUCUUUGUGGUAGUGUCAUUGGUCUGCCUUAUUCUACUCAUCAAGAUCAAAUUAAAGCAGCGGCGCAGUCAGAGCUCCAUGAACAGGAUGGCUGUUCAGGCCUUGGAAAAAAUGGAGACCAGAAAAUUCAAGUCUAAAGGAAAAGUACCUAGGGAGGGUAGUUGUGGCGCUCUGGAUACCCUCAGUAGCAGUUCCACCUCUGACUGCGCCAUAUGCCUUGAAAAAUACAUUGACGGAGAGGAACUCAGAGUCAUUCCCUGUACACAUCGAUUCCAUAAAAAGUGUGUAGAUCCCUGGCUUCUACAGAACCACACCUGCCCUCAUUGCCGGCACAAUAUAAUUGAGCAAAAGAAAGGUGGACAUGGUCCAGUCUGUGUAGAAAGUUCCAAUAGUCAUGGACGUCAACAGCAGCAACAGAGAGUCAUCCUUCCCGUCCAUUAUCCAGGCCGGGUACAACGAACUGGACCGAUUGCCGCUUACCCUACACGAACUAGCAUGGGACCUCAUGGCAACCCAAUCACGGUCCUGACUGUAGAGAGACCAGCAGAGCCAGAUCUCUACCAAGCACGUACACCAGCUUUUCUGACAGGCUAUCGUCCUGUAUCAUUGGACCACUCAUCUUCUGGGCAUCAUUGUGACCUGGAGCACCCUCCUUACCCAACUCCACCAGCUGGACAUACCUUCCGGCGCCCCAAGUAUAAUGGGCGUGGGUUUAAUACUGGCACAUGCUAUUCCCAGUAUGAAACCAUGUACCAGCACUACUACUUUCAAGGCCUCAGUUACCCCCACCAACAGGAUUCUGCUGGCAAUCAGGCCACUAGAGUAGAGAAAGAUCUUACCCAUCCUUUUCAAACUGGAGCUAAUCUACUUUACCAAGCUGCUCCUACUAUGCUACAUAUGGCAGCACCCUCUGCUGGUGGUAGCUGCUAUCUGCAGAGUCAGCACCAACACCGCUCUGUGUGCAGUGGAUAUUUGGCUGAUGUUCCUUGCAGUGACUCCAGCUCUAGCUCAAGCACUGGUUCUGCCCAGGGACAUGCAUCUUCUAGUGACUCCAUGCUGGACUGUACAGAGGCCAGCAACCAAGGUGUUUAUGGAAGCUGCUCCACUUUUCGCAGCUCUCUCAGCAGUGACUUUGAUCCAUAUAUAUACAGGAGUCGCAGCCCAGCAAGGACUGGAGUAGGGGAAGCUAUGGGAAGUGGGGGGGAGGCUGGAGCAGGGCUUGGGAGAGGGAGGGUGGACUGCAUACAUCACCAGGCUUUCCCUAACUCUUCCUCUCAAGAUCGUCUCUCCAGCUGCAGCCUGGAAAUGAAUUACAGCAGCAAUUCAUCCUUGGAGCGCCGGGGAGCAAGUGUAGCAUCUGGGGUUAACCCAGAUGCUCCUUUAUCCACUUCCUUAGGGGGUGGAAGAGACUGGCGAGGGUCAGAGAACUGUACUUGCUGCUUCCAGAGGCCCACUGGGGACCCCAGUCCAGACUGUGCAACUUUAUAUCUAGGUCCAGAGCCUCCACAAACAUCUGGUGCAGCCUCCACUGUAGGCUUGUACAGUGUUACCUCCAGUCUCUUGCAUCGGACAGACUCAGGAACAUUGCUGGGCCCCUCUUCCCGGCCCUGCUGCCUUUAUGAUGAGAACCGUGGAAGCUGCUACACAGAGGACUAUGCGGUCAGCAUUCAGUAUGCCUUGGCAGAGGCAGCUGCUGCAGCUGCUGCUGCUGCAGUAGCUGGUUGUGAGGCAGGUCAGCCUAUCCCCAUCAUUCCAGAGGAUCCUGGCUGUGAGGGGGGUUUGGACUGCCCAAGACAUGUCUCUUGGGAGAUGGAGGAGGAAGAAGAGGAUGAAGAGGAGGUACUAUACUGCCAGGAAGGUCCUUGUUGCAUGUUAGUAGAGGAGACUCGUGCCCUGUGUCGGAGCACAGGAGAAAAUAGAUCAGAAAACCUCACAGGCCGAGAGAGCCAUUCAGCAGACUGAGCACUAUGGAUACAAACCUCUAGGACUAUAAUGAACUUCUCAAAAGUCAUGAAAUCUUAUAUUUACUUUCUUAAAAGAAGAAAAAAAAAAUCACUUUUUAAAAAAAAAAAAAAAUCGUUUUAAGUUGGACACAAAAUUCACCAUGAUUUGGAAUCCUACACCGAUUACAACCACUUUUACCUGUUCAAUUCCUCGGACUCAAGAAUUGGAAAAUUUGUGUUAUUUGUUUUUUUAUCAUUUAUUUUAUAAAUAUAUAUAUAAAUAUAUAAAUAUAUAUAUAUUAUUUUUGGUUGAUGUUUUAGAACUUUUUCCUUGUGAGUUUGUACAUGCACAAGAACUGUCUUUUCCUGAUGAAAAAAAGAGAUAUAUAUUUUUUCAAUAAAAUAAACAAGAAAAUAUUAAUAUUAUUUUUAUCUGUUGGCAGUUAGGCCACGCAAAAAAAUUACACAAAAGAUGUGGGAGUGAUCAGGAAAUAAUUCUGAUUUCUUUUUCUGUCUCUUUAAAAAAAAAAAACUAACAAAAAUGGCAUACCACUCACCAGUCAUAAUUACAAUUCUCGAUAAUUAUUCAUUGUGUUUAUUUUAAUAAUAAUAUCUUUAAAUCAUUAUUAUCCUAUUUAAACAGCAAGCAAGUAUCAAGACCUUUUUUUUUAUUUUUAUUUUUUUUAUUUAUAAUUAAAAAAAAGUAAAAUGGUGUGCUUAAUUAUGUGCACAUAGAUUUAGGGGACAAUUAAGCUGCAUUCACAGCUUUUGAGGCUUUGGGAGCAACAAUUUAAGAAGCAGAAACUCCGUAUUUUGUCUAUUUGCCACCUUAGAAGUGACGAGGCACUCAUUUGUGUGCAAUGCUAAAUUUCAACAUCCGAUGCAGCACUGCAAGUGGCGAUUUUAGGCGGACAGGUUCUCUGCUUUGCAAACAUGUUCGCCUGCAAUCUUGAUAAAUUUUGCCCUAACACUCACAUACAUUUAAGUAAAACGUACACACACCAUUACCUAUUUUGAUGUUAUAUUCACUAUGUAUAUUAUAUAUACAUAGUGAAUAUACAUGCUUCUUAAAAUAUAUGUAUGUGUUUUCUUUUUGGCCAUAUUGAAUCAGUAAAAUAUGUUUCAGGCUCCAAUGGAUAUGAUGCUAAUAUAGACUCCGCCCUUUGGUCUUGAAUAUAUGAAUUCAUUUUCCUGUUGAACAACCAUAUUUGUAUCGUACCGUAGUCAAUAAUUACUAAUUAGAGUAGGUCACGUGCACACAGCUAUCAAAAAGUAACUUGUUGUACUCUAACCUGCAGUCUGUGGAAUAACCAGUUGGUGUCAGUAUUGUGACACCAAACACAAAAAAAAAUUAAAGAGGCAGAAAAAGCUAAUUUAACUCAUCUUUGGAUAAUACUACUGUAGAAAAUAAUACAAAAAAAAAGACUAUGGUCAGACAGCUGUUUUUGAUGAAACUCUGGUCUAUAAUAAGCUCAGGGUAACACCUGCCUUUGGUAAAGAUAUGUGACAAUUUAAACGUUGGAUCAGGUGCUUUGUAUGGUCACUAAAAGAAGUGUUGAAGUUUCACAGAGAAUUUUAAAACCGCAGUACUGAAACAUGGAAUUUGUAUUUCACUAAAUCUUAGAAGUCUGCAGAAGAAUAACUAGUGUAAUCUUAUGUUGUUCUGUUAAUCCUCUAUAUCUAUACUUUCAGUACUACCAGAGACCAGUUUUAAUUGGCCUCAACCCUUUGACUACCAGAGACAUCUGCAAGCAUUUAUAUUUACUGUUGCAGAUCUUUUUGGCAACCAAGUGGUUAAGCACUGAAAGACUUAUUGCUGCUAACAUAACUAGAUUGAUUUGUAAAUAGUGCUGGAUACAUGACAGGAUUCUAUAGUAUCUUUUCUGUCUGAAAUAAUGUGGUGAAAUAGAUGCAUCUUUUUAUAUGAGAAUAAUGCCCACAUUUUUAGGGCAACCUGAUCAAUUUAAUAUUUUAUUAUUUUAGUUCCUACCUAUAGGGAUUUUGUGAAAUGAAGUCCUAUUUUUAAAUUAUAUAUAUAUAUUUCAAGUCCCAGGUAACUGAGAGAUAAAAUUUAGUAAAUGUUAUCUUGAACCAACUGGUUCUCUAUCCCAGAAAAGAAAACAAUAUUUUGAAAUUUGUUAUUUGGCAUAUCUUGGGGUUUUUUAAUACUACACUUUUCCAUUAAGGAUAUAAAUUAUUAAUUAAGGGCCCUGACAUAUUUUUAGCAUGUGAUUGAAGAUAACCAGUCAGAAUGAAUAUUUUUGUGCCAUGCACUUACUGUAAUAAGUGCCUCGUGUGCUACUUUGCAACUAUGAAACAAAUAUUCUGAUUGGUUAGAACAAUUUACACGAGCUGAUCUAAAGUAGCAGAUUUUAGUUUCUUUCUUCUUCAAGAGGAUAUAAUUAAGCAAAUCACUACAUUAUAAAAGUUGUUUCUACCUUCAUUUUAUUUAUUAUAAUUUUUUUUAAAGUAAAGAAUACAUUUUGUUUGAGGGAACAAUGGCUGAAAAUUCUAAAUGCAAUUAAAAUUUGUGUUAAUUAUAAUUUUUAUUUCUGCGUUUGGUACUGCAGCUUUAACAGGAUUCCUGUAGCACUUAAGAAUAUAAUGUAAUAAAGCAAAGAGAUUUUGGGAUAAACCAUUUGAGUCAAAACAAUAUAUUGUUUUCAAAUCAAAGUUUCUCUUCAAUAAUCAGCAAUAUGUUUAGUGCUGUUUGUAAAAAGCUAAAAAAGAAAAACAACAAGAACCGUGUUUAUGUAAUGUGUAUAUGUGUGCCUUUUCAUUUAUGGAAAUGUUCUCAGAAUAUUUAUUUACUAAUAUAUUUAUCUUAAGACAAGUCUUAUGUUGAGUGUUAUUGGGAUAAUCAAUGAAUAUUUCUAACACAAAAAAACUUCUUUUUUUUUGUAACUGUCCAGAAAAUGCACAUGGAUGUAGUGUUUUUUUGACCAAAUUAUGAUUAUAAAAGAAAUUAAUUUUAGUACUAUACUUUUUUUUUUGUAACAAAGUGUACAAAUGUCAAAAAUACAAUUUUACCAAGAAA
Molecule: messenger RNA, 6166 nt
Organism: Bombina bombina (fire-bellied toad)
Lineage: Eukaryota; Metazoa; Chordata; Amphibia; Anura; Bombinatoridae
Gene: ZNRF3
Product: zinc and ring finger 3
Exons: 9
Coding region: 596-3148 (850 amino acids)
Biological process (GO): ubiquitin-dependent protein catabolic process; Wnt receptor catabolic process; negative regulation of canonical Wnt signaling pathway
Molecular function (GO): ubiquitin protein ligase activity; frizzled binding
Source: RefSeq, a predicted model, not a curated record